GGAUCCACCGUGUAGUCAUGUUCUGGAAACAAGACUGUCCCAUCUCGAUAGAAUUGUCCCGCAGACGACCAACGAGACCGAAAUGGCUCCGGAAUCAUGCACGAGCGAGCCGAAGAUCGACGAUACCGAUGAAAAAAGGAUAUCGUUCGCGAACACCGGGGUUUCCUGCGACAUUUCCAAUCGCGAGGACAAUAAAACGACGAACACCAAAGUCACGGAUAUGGCGGAGGAAGAAAGCCCCUACAAAGACGUUUCGUACGAUUACCGAAGAAAGGACGACCGACACCAUUUGAGCACGCAGUUGAGCAGCAUACGGGAGGGCAUGAAAGAGUUCUGCGCCGACAUGGACAAGUUCGUCGAGGACAAUAAAAUCGUGUACGAGAACGGCGAUGUCAAACGAUUCUGGGGUGUGGGAAACGUGAAUUCGCCGUUGGUACACGAGGGCAAACCGGACGGAAAGCAAUCGUCCGCGCCGAACGAAGGAAACGGUGACUUCAAGUGGUGGAGCACGACGGAAAGAAAGCUGAAAGUUACGGAGUGCAUGAGAAAAAGAGAAGAGGAAGCGGGUCGGCAGGCGGGGAAGAAAAUAGAGGUACAAGGAGUCGAAAUCAUCGAGGAUGCUCCAGAAAGAAAUCCAAACGAUGACUGUACAGGAGAAACUAGAGAAAAGAAGGAAGGUGUCUACGAUCUGUUGAAUCUGAAGACCUGUUCCGAAAUUCUUCUAGAAGAUGUAAAGACAUACCCUGAACAUACAGACGACCACACGUUUUCUAAAUCGAGCAUGACCGAAAACAAAGGAGACACUUCCUCGGGGGUGUUUCAUUCUCUGCUUAACGAAUUGGAUCAUAGAAAUCGGCGGAACUCUAAACAAAGCUUGAAAUCACACAGUUCUCAUAAACUGUUAGCGAUAGAGGAGACGGAGGAAACUGUCGAGGAGACAGUGCGAGAACCUAAUCAGUUGAACAAGUGCGGUUCCACGUUAUCGAACACCUCGAAAUCGGGAACCAAUCAAGGGAUACUUAAAAUGGAACCGGUUCGAGUCGAAAUUGCAGAAGCUGGUCCCAAUGACGUCGGAUCUUCCAAUUCAUCUGAAGACGAUGAAUCGGACAAGGAAUCGGUGAUAACUGUGAUCGAUCUCUACGACAGGCACCGUCUUAAAUCGAGAAGUGCGAAUACAUCGGCGACCUUUUCACUGGAAAGUAAACCCCAAGGUUCUUCCGAGCUGUCCGAAAGUGUCGCAGUCCAGAAUCACGACAACGAGAACUCAGGUUCUGAUACGCAAGCUUUGGUCGCACCUUUAACUUCGUUGCACGACGAAAAGUCGAGUCAAACCGCGAAAACACGUAAAAGAAUGCACGACUCCGAGAAUCUGGAAAUGGCCAGCAAGAAAUCGCAUUUGAUCGAGGAAGUAGAUGUAGAGUCUGAGAGAGUCUCGGUGAAUCGAAGGAGUGGCAGCGAAGUGUCUGAACGGUGCAGAGAUCAUGUAACGAAAGAAGCAAAGAAAUUCAUGCAGAAAGAAUCGCCUUUAAUCGAGAGAUGCAUAGAGAGUUUGAUAACGAACAGACUGGAAGGAAGUUGGAAAUUCGGGGACCAAGAUCGCCAAGACUUUUUCGGCUGUACGGCUAUGAGUUUCACGUCAUCUUCUGUCCUUAACACUUCCGAACGGUUCCCUAAAAUCGAGUCUACAGAAACGCAAUCUCGUGAGACAGCAUCCGUUUCCAAUGACGCUGAUAUUCUGCGUGACCUAAUAGAGGAAACCGAAGCCAUUGGAAUGAGCGACAAGUUGCAGGGGAAACACAACCUGGAUCUCUAUAAGGAUUUCUACAAGCACUGUGAGCGACUGACUAGAAAAAGCAAGGUGCCGAUCAAGCCCGAUUUUAUGAAGAACAACCGAAUAGAUCCUACGGAAAAGAAACGCGACGGUCUAUCGUCAAGGGAGACCAAACAGUCGAAGAAGAAACAAACAAGCAAACUGAUCGAGGUAAUCUCGGAGAAUCUGGACGCGAUCCCAGAACCUGAAGAACCACCUGCCGACCCUGACGAACCAGCAAUGGAUCCAGCGUUAAGAGACCGAAUAUUGAGGAGCAUAAACGCGCCGAAAAGCGAGGAGCAGAAAGAAAGGGGGAAAAGAUCGGCGGAGAAAUUGAUGAGAACAUCCAGAGAAGCAAUGGCGAUGGGAAAAUCGCUUUUACAGGAACCCUCGAUUAUGUGCAAUCAGCAACGACAACCGGACGACAGCAGGAAAUUCUUCAUGAAUCUGCUGAAGGAGGACGUUGAGCAGGAAGCGAGGGGCGUCGAUUCUGUCGAUGAGAGGAACAACGGGUUGGACGUAAAAACUGAAAAAGUACAGAUAGAAACAUCGCAGGAUGAGAUUGCAAAGUUAGAAAAAACAACGGAGGUACCAUAUUCCCCUGCUGAUGGGAUGGGUAAACGGGAAAACGGUGUUUCGGACGCGAAGGAAGAGCACAGAGGGAGAAUAAAAAAAAGUUUAGAGAUGCAGGUCAUUCAAGAGAACUGA
Messenger RNA from Dufourea novaeangliae, 2518 nucleotides. RefSeq lists its product as uncharacterized. The transcript has 4 exons. The coding region runs from base 83 to 2518 and encodes 811 amino acids. The record is from RefSeq and is a predicted model, not a curated record. Lineage: Eukaryota; Metazoa; Arthropoda; Insecta; Hymenoptera; Halictidae.